Messenger RNA from Zophobas morio, 3973 nucleotides. Its product is annotated as mutS protein homolog 4-like. Gene Ontology annotation, cellular component: nucleus. NCBI's taxonomy places the organism in Eukaryota, Metazoa, Arthropoda, Insecta, Coleoptera, Tenebrionidae. The record is from RefSeq and is a predicted model, not a curated record. Bases 56 to 3973 code for a protein of 1305 amino acids. Gene Ontology annotation, biological process: mismatch repair; reciprocal meiotic recombination. The transcript has 13 exons. Gene Ontology annotation, molecular function: mismatched DNA binding; ATP binding; ATP-dependent DNA damage sensor activity.
UGAGUUUUGUCAGAACUGGUGGCCAUAUUGUUGUAUUGGGGGUUAAAUCGUAAUAAUGAAUUUAAAUCAGUCUUUGAUCGGGAAAAAGAAAGGCAGGCAUGGAUUUGGAUUCACAGUGGGGGCUGGAAAGCAAGUCAUGGGGCCUCCAACGAGGCCCCCUUUGAAGACUAAAUCAGGGCUAAAGUCGACUUCUUCCGUUUCUUCGACGACGAAUUGGGGGAGAAGCUGUCACAGUGUUGUGAAUUCGUCGACUUUGCGCUCCGGAAGCACCACAGUUUCGUCGGAAACUGAAUCUAGGGUGAUUUUAGCCUUGACGGAAGGCCGCGGCGACGCAAGAUGCGAAGUCGGCUUAGCCUCAAUCGACUUAUCCCUCCCCACCCUCAUUCUAUGCCAAAUUUCGGACUACCAAAGCUACAUUAACACGUUGACGAAAAUCAAUAUUUUGAACCCCACUGACAUAAUCGUACCUACGACGUUUCUGGAAAGCAACAACCGCUUAGUAAACACAAUUAGAAAAAAAUUCACCAACAUUAAAAUCCUUGGAAUACCGAGAAAGAGCUUCAACAAAUCGACCGGAAUGGACCGUAUUUUACAAUUUUGUCUGCCGUCGGUGAAUACAAUCUGCGUAGGCUUGCAGCACAAGUACUACGCUUUGGCAGCCGCCGCCGCCCUCACGUUCUACCUCCAAAGCAACUUAAACAUCUACUACGCCAAAGAAUCGCUCAAUGUUUUGUACCAAGAGUCGGAAGGGUACGCCAUCAUAGACGUGUCUACGGCGGACCGCCUCGAGCUGGUCUCAAGCACCAAACCCACCCAAGCCUCCCGCUACUCCACCCUCUUCGGCGUGCUCAACCACUGCGUGACCAAAGUAGGCUCCCGCUUGCUCCGCUCGACCAUCCUCCAGCCCCCUUCCUCGCCCCCCAUCAUCGAAACCACCACCCGCUGCGUCACCGAGCUCAUAAAGCACCCCGAGAAGCUCCUCUCCAUCCAAGUCAUCCUCCAAAAAGUCUCCAACAUCGACCAGUUGCUCACUCUCACCUCCAUGACCCUCGGAACCACCGACAACUGCUCAGUGCGCCAGCUAAACUACCUUUUGCUCCUAAACAGCCUGGUGGAGUUGAUCGAGCCGCUCAAAGACAUCGUCGCAGGUCUCCAGCAACCCUUCUUCAAAGAGCUGACGCAGACUUUGGCGAGCGACAACUUCGGCGUCAUCACCGGGAAGGUCCGCAAGAUGAUCCACCCGGCGGCGUUCAGCGCGAAGGGCGAAAACGGGGUGACGCAGAGGUGCUUCGCCAUCAAAUCAAACAUUAAUGGCUUGUUGGAUUUAGUAAGAAAGACGUAUUCAGAGAGGUUGAACGACCUGUCCGAGUACGUCAGGCACCUGGGGAAUAAGUAUAACUUGUCGCUGGCGCUGGGGAAUAAUAACACGAAAGGGUACCACAUCGUGCUGAAGCUGAACAACCAGCAGAAGCGGACGUUCAAGAAGUCGGAUUUGCCCCCGGAGUUCGUCCAGGUGUACAGGCUUGCGGGGAGCUGCACGAUGAAGACGGUCGAACUAAUCAACUACUCGACAAGGUUGGACGAUAUUAUGCUCGAGAUUCUAAAAAUAAGUAAUUCAAUGAUCUACGACUUGAUCGUGGACUUGAAACAAUACAUGGGUUUUUUUUAUAAGUUGUGUGAAGACGUGGCUCGGUUGGAUAUGCUCCAGAGUCUGUCUGAAGCCAGUCGGCGUCAUAGUUACACCCGUCCGAAGUUUGGGGUUUUCACCGAAGUGACGAACUCGCGACAUCCGAUGCUGGAGUUGUUGCUCGGAGAUCAACGAGUGGCUAAUCCAAUCUCAAUAAGUCAAGAUUUCAACGUACAAAUAAUAACCGGUCCCAAUGGUUCUGGAAAAAGUGUCUAUAUAAGACAGAUGAUGUUGCUUCAGGUGAUGGCACAAGUUGGGUGCUACGUCCCAGCGGACUCCGCUAUUUUCCGACCCAUGAAUCGCAUGUUUGCACGGAUUUAUCUAGAGGACGACAUGGAAUACGGCGCUUCGUCGUUCAUCCUCGAAAUGAAAGAAGUAAAAUAUAUGAUGACUUUAGUUUCCGAGAACACGCUAUUUAUAAUUGACGAGUUGUGUAGGUCGACGGCGGCAGACGAAGGGGCGGCGCUUGCAAUGGCGAUAUGUGAGAAGUUUUGUGCUACGAAGGCCUUCUUCUACGUGACUACGCACUACACGUCGCUUGCUAAUCUAACGAAUAUGUACCUUAAUGUCAAAACGUGGCAUAUGGAAACCGCCGCCACUGGGGAAACCCCUCAGGAGCUGAGUCUAAACUACAAAUUUCGACUAAUCCCAGGGGUUACUAAUUUGAAGCAAUAUGGCGUCUACAUAGUCAAGAAAAUAUGGCCGCUGGGGUUACUCGACGAGGUUUAUCGGGUUCUGGGUACCUUCCAGAAACGAUCUGUGCAAACGGAGUACGUUGGGGUCAACGAAGCAAUCAGACUUAAGUACAAGUUGGAGUCCGAUUUGAGGAAACUCAAAAGUGUGGGAAAAUUGACAGUCGCCACUAUCAACAAAAUGUUGAACGAUUAUCAAAACGAGCUACACAAAAUGAACAUCUUCGUAGAUUUGUCACUACAACCCCAGGACCAUGGUGACGACGAAAGAGACGCUUCUAGUUCAACAUACGAAAACGUGUCAAAGUUUCUUCAGGAAGAUAGUGACAAUAUCAACAAAUUGAUUCCUGAGGUGAACUUAGCGUGCUCUGAACGGGAAAUAUUUUUUGACGAGUCAGACGACGACGUUUCGAAUUUCGAACCUGAACAACCUCAAGUCGCUAAUUUAUCCAUCUGUGGAACGAACGUGGAAAAUUUAACCCCAGCCGAGCUACAAGAAAUCGAAAGUGCAAGCAAAAGCCUCCUGGAAGACGACGACGAUGAAGACGAUUUUGACUUUUCACAAGCGAGUUCGUACCACUCUGCCACGAUGAACCUCACCCCAGCCAACAAAAUUGACCCUAACGAACAACAACACAUUUUUCCCGUUGUUAAAGUUGUUGAAGGUCCGACUUGGUCACCAACGUCGUCUCAGGGUAGCCAAUAUAUAAACCCCGAAAGAGACCAGGACUUGUCACAGUCCAUCACUUACUCACCUCUAUUACCCACCAGCACAAGUAGCUCUUUACAUUUCGUGGCAAAAAAUGGCGACACGAAAAUCACUAAAAUUAGUGACAAUGUGGUCACCAGUGAUACCAACCUAGACUUUUCGACAGUCGAAAAUUUAAAGUCGCUUUCUAGCGAAAAACAAACUUCUAGUUUGAAAGAAAGCGAAAAAGACCGAAUCGUGAUAAAACGGCCGAAAAAAUUCAUCCCUCCGAGGAAACUAACGCGUAAAGAAAUCCAGGAAGAGUUCGACGAACAAGAUCGACAGUUGUACAAGAGCGACCUUUCAGAGUCCGAUUUGUCGAAAUAUUUGGAACAGAGAUUGAACAGACCUUCAGUCAAGCAAGUGCAAAAUUCCAAACAUCUAGCUUUCGUGCGUCGAACGGACGACGGCGUCGAGGUGAUUCCCGCGAAACCGGAGCCCCUGAAGAAGACCCCGUUCAGACGAAACCUGUCCACCAAUAGCAAUAUCGACAUGUCGAUUUUUAGCGACAAGAACGCCAAGCGUUUUAACGAGUUUUUAAACUCGGAGGAGCGUGAUGUUAAACGGUUUAAGUUUAAUUUAGAUUCGCAAAGUCAGACUGGUCGGGAUUUUCAUUUUCAACCUGAAACGAUUUCUGAUUAUAUGGCUGGUCUUGAUAACUUGUUUAGGGGUCAAAAUGAAGAUAAUUUUCACUCGUUGUCUACUAUAACCCCCGUUGGGUACUACGCGGAGAACAGGGACGACAUGAACGACAUUGUUAACAAAUAUUUAAGUAGUGGAAGUUCUAGUCACGAUGUAAGCAUUUUCGAAACGUGUUCUCUUAACGAAAAUGAUUUAGUUUUGUAA